AUGGCUUCGGCGUCCGCAACGGUAAUCGAGGCUGCACCCACAGCCAGCAUGCUGCACAUGCCUCAACAUAGCCAGACGGACCACGUCAUGAACAGCAUCAACAGCAGCAGCCAAAGCCAGCACGAUGGUGCCGACAGCUGGUCCGCCGCCGGAGCAGUCGCUCAGCAAGAGACUCUCACUGCUAAACCGUCCGGAAUGGCGAUAGCGCUGAUCAUGGCGCCCCUAUGCCUGUCCGUGUUACUGUCAUCGCUAGACCUGACCAUGGUCACGCCGGCGGUACCAUCCAUCGCCGCCGAGUUUCAGUCGUCUUCGGGAUAUAUCUGGGUCGGCGGUGCAUUUAUCCUGGGCAGCACGGCCGUGACGCCGGUCUGGGGCUCCGUGGCUGAUAUAUGGGGCCGCAAGCCAAUCAUGCUCAUUGCCCAGGCCUUCUUCUUUGCCGGUAGCUUGCUGUGUGCGCUCGCGCCCAACAUGGAUGCCUUCAUUGCUGGCCGCGGUAUUCAGGGCAUUGGGGCCAGCGGGAUGGGCAUACUGGUCAACGUGAUUGUCUGCGAUACUUUUUCGAUGCGAGACCGCGGCCUGUAUCUCGCUGUCACCUCCGUUAUGUGGGCGGUUGGGACAGCGGUGGGGCCGGUCCUCGGUGGAGUGUUCACUACCAGGGCUCACUGGAGGUGGUGUUUCUGGAUGAACUUGCCUAUUGGUGCCCUAGUCUUUGUUGUCCAGCUGCUAUACCUCAAGAUACCUAUGCCCAACACUCCUGUAGUGGCUGGUCUGAAGGCAGUUGACUGGACUGGCAGCCUCCUCAUCGUCGGAUCCGCUCUGAUGGUCCUACUCGGGGUCCAGUUCGGAGGCGUCACCUUCCCGUGGUCGUCCGCAGCUGUCAUCUGCCUCAUCACGUUUGGCACAGUAGUCUUGGGACUGUUUCUCCUCAACGAGUGGAAGCUAGCAAGAAAUCCGGUCGUCCCACUACGCUUGUUCUCAAACGCUUCGACAGUAGCGGCCUAUCUUGUCUACGUCUGCAAUUUCUCGGUCUUGAUCGGCCUCUCCUAUUACCUCCCCCUCUAUUCGCAGUCAGUGCUUGGGGCCAACGCCUUGGAAUCUGGCCUCCAUCUCCUUCCCCUCAUUGUGUCGAGCUCCCUUGCGGCCGCGUGUACCGGAGUAUUCAUACAAAAGACGGGCAUCUACUUACCAAUCAUGUACGGAGCCCAAGUGUUGCUCACACUCGGUUCUGGGCUGUUCAUCAACCUCGCAUUCGAAAAGAGCAUUACCAAACUUGUCAUCUAUGAGAUCAUUACAGGGGUCGGCGUCGGCUUCAACAUGGAGCCGCCGCUCCUUGUUGCACAAGCGACGGCGACGGCGCUUGACACGGCUGCUGUUAUUUCGACCAUGAGCUUUUUGCGGUCGAUUUCCACAGCCAUCAUAGUCGUCGUUGGUGGCGUCAUAUUCCAAGGCCAGAUGGUCGCGAACAACAGCGGGCUAUCUGCCCAGAUAGGCAAGGAGCUCGCAGCUCAUUUCAACGGUGAACACGCCACUGCAAACGUGGACUUUAUUGCUACGUUGCCGGUGGAUGUGCAGGAUGUUAUAAGACGCGUAUAUUUCCAAAGCUUACGCGCGGUAUGGAUCAUGACACGUAGCCCUCAGGCCACAGUAGCAUAUAACGAGGCGCUUGUUCUAGGAUAUGUUGGGCCUAUGCUAGCACCAACGGUCAUCAUGGUCAAGUUUUUGAAGUAUGGAACCUUCAGGAUCUAA
Diaporthe citri is the source of this 1746-nucleotide messenger RNA. RefSeq lists its product as uncharacterized. Gene Ontology annotation, molecular function: transmembrane transporter activity. Gene Ontology annotation, biological process: transmembrane transport. Bases 1 to 1746 code for a protein of 581 amino acids. The record is from RefSeq and is a predicted model, not a curated record. The transcript is spliced from 4 exons. Lineage: Eukaryota; Fungi; Ascomycota; Sordariomycetes; Diaporthales; Diaporthaceae.